CUGUUACUGAUACACUUGUUUCUACAAAAAAUAAUAACUUCUUUUUUUAUCUUUUUCUUUUAAAUCUCCCAAGAAUCUCCAUUGUAAUUGCCGAAAGAAAAAGGGUUGUUCAUAUAUUGUAAGUAGUAAAAAUUGGUGUAUACUAGAGAGUAAAUCAUUGUUUGUUUUUUUCCAUUAAUGGGGAUUUGAGAUUUAGAAUGGACUUGAAGAAACUCCCAUUUUCUGAUCAAUUUGGUUCUUCUUCAAGAAGAAAGGUAGUUGUUUCUGGAUUUGGUUUGGGUGUUGCUGCUUCUUUCAUUUUUCUUUGUAUUCUAUUGUUGAAUUAUUCCUUCAAAUCUCCAUUUGUAACCCCUGUUUUUAGUGGUUUUAGUCACAGUGAUAAUAAUAAUACUUCUAGUACCCGCAUUUCUUGGCCAUUCUCUUUCUCUAAUGCUAGUGUUAGUUUCAGUUCCAAGGUUUCACACAAUGUGAAAAAUGGAACCUUUAGUCUUCAAGAAACCAAGAAAAUUGAUGAAUUGAAUGGGUCUGGAGUUGAUGCAACUGCAAAUUUUUCCAAUUUUUCUGGGAAAGGAACAGUUUUAGGGGAAAAGGGGGGAAUUUUAGGAAAUAACCAUGUCUCCGAUUUCUCUGAAAAGGUAAAAAAUGAAAGCUUUAUUGUUCAAGAAUCAGGAAUUACCAAGAAAACCCAUCAAGUGAAUGGGUCACAAGUUGAUGGGAAAGGAACUGUUUUGGGUAUCCAAGAUUCCACCAAGUAUAAUGUGACCUCAACUUAUAUUGAGGAUGUUGUGGGAUCAAGUGAUGGUGAUAGAAAAAAAGUUGCAGUGGUUGAGGGAAAAGGGGGUUUAUCUGUGGAGAAGAACGGUGUAUUGUUUCAAAGUGAUGGAAAAUCAUUGAUUAGACGCGACAAGGAUUUUUACGGGAAUUGUGAUAUAUAUGAUGGUGAAUGGGUUAGAGAUGACACGAAGCCAUACUAUCCUCCGGGUUCUUGCCCUAUUAUUGAUAGAGAUUUUGAUUGUCACCUUAAUAAGAGGCCAGAUGCUGAGUUUAUCAAGUGGAGAUGGCAGCCAUAUGCUUGUGACAUACCGAGCCUCAAUGCAACUGAUUUUCUGGAGAGAUUGAGAGGGCAAAAGCUUGUUUUUGUGGGGGACUCCUUGAAUAGGAACAUGUGGGAGUCCCUUGUUUGCAUUCUUCGCCACAGUAUCCGAGACAAAAAGCGAGUUUAUGAGAUAUCAGGAAGGCAUGAAUUCAAAAAGAAGGGCUUCUAUGCGUUCAGAUUUGAGGAUUAUAACUGUUCUGUGGAUUUUGUUAGCUCUCCAUUUCUUGUCAGACAAUCAGCUUUUAAAGGAAAGAAUGGUUCUUUCGAGACACUAAGAUUGGAUUUGAUGGACAAGACGACUUCAAUGUAUAGUGAUGCUGAUAUUGUAAUUUUCAACACUGGUCAUUGGUGGACUCAUGAGAAAACCUCCAGAGGGGAAGACUACUACCAGGAAGGUAAUCAUGUGCAUGGAAGGCUCAAGGUUUUAGAGGCAUACAAGAGAGCCAUUUCCACUUGGGCAAGGUGGGUGGAUCAGAACUUCGAUGGAAGCAGAACUCAAAUUAUUUUUAGAGGAUAUUCGGUCACACACUUCAGGGGAGGUCCAUGGAACUCAGGUGGGCAGUGCCAUAAAGAAACCGAACCAAUAUUCAAGAGGGCUUAUUUAGCAAAGUACCCUUCAAAGAUGAGAGUCCUACAUCACGUCCUUCAUAAUAUGACGACCCCUGUCAUUUACAUGAACAUUAGUAGGCUUACAGACUAUCGGAAAGAUGGUCAUCCAUCGAUAUACAGAAAGGAGUACAAGACAGUAGAGGAACAAAUAGCUGGAGUGCACUCUCAGGAUUGCAGUCAUUGGUGCCUACCAGGAGUACCGGACACUUGGAACGAGUUGUUAUAUGCAUCUCUCCUGAAAAGCAGAAAAGGUUCUUGGAAGAACUGAAAUUGAACUGGACUUUUCUUUUUGUAUUUUUUGGUACUUGUCAAUAUAAAGCCGGUAGCGAUAGAGAGGUUCUUGUGUAUUAGAUCAGUCUUGGAGUUGGAAGUUGAUCUGUAAAAUUUGUACAACCUUUGCUAUUGAGGAGAAUAAUAACAAAAAAUGAUAAAGCAAGUUCCUGAUUAACAAUAACAUCUUUUCUGUGA
This is a messenger RNA of Solanum dulcamara, 2173 nucleotides long. Its product is annotated as protein trichome birefringence-like 2. Gene Ontology annotation, molecular function: O-acetyltransferase activity. The record is from RefSeq and is a predicted model, not a curated record. NCBI's taxonomy places the organism in Eukaryota, Viridiplantae, Streptophyta, Magnoliopsida, Solanales, Solanaceae. Bases 198 to 1973 code for a protein of 591 amino acids. Gene Ontology annotation, cellular component: Golgi apparatus. The transcript is spliced from 5 exons.